GUUGUUACGCAGUUGUUUUGGGCUAACACGUGUUCAUCCAGUAAAACCUUGAGCACACAUCUUCGUGACCGAAAGUAACCCCUGCGCUCAGAGCGGAUGCAGACUGACUGCGCUAUAAAACCACUAAAAUCCUUCAGAUGCUCCUUCAAACCAGAGCCAUCGGCGCGUCACUGUCCCGGUGAGGAUUAUAGCGCUUUUUUAACAGGAUUACGACGAAUGUCCAUCAGAAAGACAUUAGCGCUGUCUGGGUAGUUGAGAGCUGAGAGUGAAGCGGGACCUGGGUAGAGAUGUCCGUUUCUACUCAGCUGGGUCUGCUGCUGUGGAAGAACUUUACCUACAGAAGAAGACAAACACUACAACUGCUGACGGAGAUUGUGUGGCCUCUAUUUAUUUUCUUCAUCUUGAUUGCUGUGAGGUUGAACUACCCACCUUAUGAACAACAUGAAUGUCACUUUCCCAACAAAGCCAUGCCCUCAGCUGGCACCCUGCCCUGGCUCCAGGGCAUUGUCUGUAAUGCCAACAAUCCCUGCUUCCGACACCCAACCCCUGGGGAAUCUCCAGGAGUUGUUGGGAACUUCAAUGACUCCAUAAUCUCACGUCUGUUUUCUGAUGCCAAGAAGAUUUUGCUGUACAGUCAGAAUGACAGGAGCUUAGAUGGAUUCAAUGAGCUUAUCAGUGCUGUAAAAGACAUGCAACUGGGGUCGGCCGGUUUCAAGCUGAAGGACUUCCUACGGGAAAAUGAGACCCUGUCCGCGUUCCUCCGGGAGAACGCCUCCUUUACCCAGCAUUCUGUAAAGCACAUUCUGGAAGCACAGGUGAAUCUGGAAAAGGUCCUGAUCAAAGGUUUUGGUGUCCAUCUGAAAGAAAUGUGCAGAUCCGCCAAGCUUGAAGAUUUUGUGACCAUCUCGGAUGAGGAGGUGGCUAGACGCACACAGGACAUCAUCUGCUCAUCUUCCAGCACCUGGUUAGACCAGGCUGAGAGUCACUUUAAGUCCAACCUGGACUUCAUUAAACCUCUAAGGCCAGAUGUGAGGAUUAACGCCAGCGAUGUCCGUCAAGUUUCUAAAGCCACAGACAACCUUCUGGAAAGUUUGGGAUCACUGGCUGCAGAGCUGGCUAGUAUGAGAAGCUUGAGCGAUCUACGAAAUGAGAUCUUGUUUCUGACGGAAAACGCCACGGGUUCGCCCAGUAUGAUGUACCAGGCUGUGUCUCGCAUCGUCUGUGGACACCCGGAGGGCGGCGGCCUUAAGAUCAAAUCCCUCAACUGGUACGAGGACAGCAACUUCCAGGCACUGUUCGGCAGUCACAACAACAGCGAUGAUGAGCCGGUGACUGUUUACGACAACACCUCCACUCCAUAUUGCAACAACAUGAUGAGGAACAUGGAAACCAACCCCAUCUCUCGUAUGAUCUGGAGAGCCUUAAAACCCCUUCUGAUGGGGAAGAUUCUUUACACUCCACAUACACCUGCAACACAGAAGAUCAUUCAUGAGGUUAAUAAGACAUUUCAGGAGCUCGGAAUUCUUAGAGAUUUAGGUGGAAUGUGGGAAGAAACCAGGCCAAAGGUUUGGAACUUUAUGGAGAACAGUGAAGAAAUGGAUCUAAUGCGGACUCUUCUACGAAACAACGUCACUGCGAAUUUCUUCAGUGAUAAGUUGGCCGGUACACAGUGGAGUGUGGAGGAUGUUGUAAGCUUCUUGUCCAAGCAUUCUGAAGACACACGACCCCAUGGAACGGCAUUCACGUGGAGGGAUGUCUUCAACGAGACUGACCAGGCCAUUAUGAGCAUAUCCCGUUUCAUGGAGUGUGUAAAUUUGGAUAAACUGGAACCAGUGAGCACAGAAGAGAAACUGUUGAACGAAUCCAUAAGUCUGCUGGAUAACAGAAAGUUCUGGGCUGGAAUUGUGUUUCUCGACAUACCCCCCAACAGUUCAGAGCUCCCUCCACAAGUCAAUUACAAGAUCCGCAUGGACAUCGACAAUGUGGAACGCACAAACAAGAUUAAAGACGGGUAUUGGGACCCUGGUCCCAGGGCUGACCCGUUUGAAGAUCUCCGGUACAUUUGGGGAGGAUUUUCAUACCUUCAGGAUGUUAUCGAACACAGUAUUAUCAGAGCACUUACUGGGACAAAAGAGAAGACUGGUGUCUACAUCCAACAGAUGCCAUACCCAUGCUAUGUAGAUGACAUUUUUCUCCGGAUUAUGAGUCGAUCCAUGCCUCUCUUCAUGACUCUGGCCUGGAUGUACUCGGUGGCUAUCAUCAUCAAAGGUGUCGUCUAUGAGAAGGAGGCCCGGCUCAAGGAGACCAUGAGAAUUAUGGGAUUGGACAAUGGAAUCUUGUGGUUCAGCUGGUUCAUAAGUAGUCUGAUUCCUCUACUGGUCAGUGCAGGACUGCUGGUUCUUCUUCUCAAGAUGGGUAAUCUCCUGCCAUACAGUGACCCCGGCGUUGUCUUCCUCUUCCUCGCAUCAUUUGCCGUCGUAACCAUCAUGCAGUGCUUCCUCAUCAGUACGGCGUUCGCUCGCGCCAACCUGGCAGCCGCCUGCGGGGGCAUCAUAUACUUCACCCUUUAUCUGCCUUAUGUACUCUGCGUGGCCUGGCAAGACUAUGUGGGCUUCACUGCCAAAGUCAUCGCUAGCUUGCUGUCUCCAGUGGCGUUUGGCUUUGGUUGUGAGUAUUUCGCUCUGUUUGAGGAACAGGGGAUUGGCAUUCAAUGGAACAACCUCUUCUCCAGCCCCAUGGAAGAAGAUGACUACAACCUCACCAACUGCCUCAUACUCAUGUACUUUGAUGCCUUCUUGUACGGCGUCAUGACCUGGUACAUAGAGGCCGUGUUCCCGGGACAGUACGGCAUUCCCAGGCCCUGGUACUUCCCGUUCACUAAAUCCUACUGGUUUGGAGAGAACAACACAAAGAAUACCACUGUACAUGGAAAGAAGGGCAAUUCUGGAGCCGUUUGCAUUGAAGAGGAACCCACUCACCUUGAGCUUGGAGUUUACAUUGAGAAUCUAGUGAAGGUGUAUCGUCACGGCAGGAAGUUGGCGGUGGACGGUUUGACGCUCGGCUUCUAUGAGGGUCAGAUAACCUCAUUCCUCGGCCACAACGGCGCUGGAAAAACCACCACAAUGUCGAUUCUGACUGGCCUCUUUCCUCCGACCUCUGGCACCGCUUACAUCAUGGGCAAAGACAUCCGCUCAGAGCUGAGCUCCAUCAGACAGAGCCUCGGUGUGUGUCCACAACACAACGUCCUCUUCAGCAUGUUGACCGUGGAGGAGCACAUCUGGUUCUACGCUCGUCUGAAGGGUCUGUCAGAGGAGGAGGUGAAGGCUGAGAUGGAGCAGAUCUUGGGCGACACCGGCCUUCCACAUAAACGCAAAUCGAGGACAAGCCAGUUGUCAGGUGGUAUGCAAAGGAAACUCUCCGUAGCCCUUGCGUUCGUUGGUGGGUCAAAGGUCGUCAUUCUGGACGAGCCGACAGCCGGUGUGGACCCGUAUGCUCGCAGAGGCAUCUGGGACCUUCUUCUUAAGUAUCGUGCAGGUCGUACCAUCCUCCUUUCCACCCAUCACAUGGAUGAGGCGGACAUUCUGGGCGAUCGCAUUGCCAUCAUCUCCCAUGGAAAGCUUUGCUGCGUGGGCUCCUCUCUCUUUCUGAAGACGCAUCUGGGAACGGGAUACUAUCUUACUCUGGUGAAGAAGAACGCAGAAGCUUCUCUCAGCUCCUGCAGAAACUCAAGCAGCACUGUGUCUUUUGUUAAGAAAGAAGACGAUACAUCAGAGAGCAGUUCAGAUGCUGGUCUUGGAAGCGACCAGGAGAGCGAAGCCGCCACAGCGAUUGGAACUACGUGGCCUGAAUCUCCCGUCGUUCCUGUAGAUGUGUCCCUCAUCACCAGUCUGAUCCUCAAGCACGUUACUGCUGCCCGAAUGGUGGAGGAUCUUGGUCACGAGAUCACAUAUGUGUUGCCGUACGAGUCUGCCAAAAAUGGUGCUUUUGUUAAACUCUUCCACGACCUGGAUGACCGCCUCGCUGACCUGGGCAUUUCAAGCUAUGGAGUGUCAGAUACCACACUUGAAGAGAUUUUCCUUAAAGUGGCAGAAGAUAGCGGGGUUGACACAGAAAUCUCCGAUGGAACUCUGCCGAUACGCAGACGCAGACAACAUGCAUUUGGUGCGGACCAUCAGAGCUGCCUCAAACCCCUGACUGAAGAUGACAAUUCUGACAGCAAUGAUUCUGAUGCUGACCCAGAAUCCAAAGAGUCCGAUCAUUUGAGUGUUGCUGAUGGUAAAGGAUCAUAUCAAGUGAAAGGCUGGAGUCUAAAGAGGCAGCAGUUUGUGGCUUUAUUAUGGAAGAGAUUUCUUUACGCUCGUCGGUCAAGGAAAGGCUUCUUUGCGCAGAUUGUACUUCCUGCUGUGUUUGUGUGCAUCGCGCUUGUUUUCAGUCUUAUUGUUCCCCCUUUUGGAAAAUAUCCCAGUCUGGCUCUGAAUCCAUGGAUGUAUGAGGAGCAAUUCACAUUCAUCAGUGAUGAUGCACCUGAUGACAUAAGCACACAAAAAUUACUCGGCGCUUUAAUGGAUGACCCUGGUUUUGGAACACGAUGCAUGGAAGGUGAACCCGUUCCUGACGCACCUUGUACGAUGGGAGAUGAGGACUGGUCCACUCCAGACCUUCCAGAGAGCGUUUCUGACAUUUUCCGGACGUCAAACUGGACCAUGGACAAUCCGUCUCCUGCUUGUGAGUGCAGCCGUGAUGGCAAGAAGAAGAUGCUCCCAGAAUGCCCCGCAGGGGCCGGUGGACUUUCACCUCCACAGAUUAAGAUCAGCCAAAUGGAUACACUCCAAAAUCUGACAGGGCGAAACAUCUCAGACUACCUCGUGAAAACCUACGUGCAGAUCAUUGGGAAAAGCUUGAAGAACAAAAUCUGGGUGAACGAAUUCAGGUACGGAGGAUUUUCACUGGGUGCGAGAAGCACUCAGGUCCUUCCGCCCGCUGAAGAGAUCGAUGAUGCAAUCUCUCGGGUCAGGCAGAUCUUUCAGCUGAAGAAGAACUCAGGCUCUGCAGCCGAUCGUUUCUUGAGCAGUCUGUCUUCCUUUAUCAAUGGGCUGGACACCAAAAAUAAUGUCAAGAUAUGGUUCAAUAACAAGGGCUGGCACAGUAUUGGAGCUUUUCUAAAUGUUAUGAACAACGGUAUCUUGCGUGCCAACUUACCACCUGGUAAAGACCCCCGUCAGUUUGGCAUCACUGCAUUUAACCAUCCGCUCAAUCUGACCAAAGAGCAGCUCUCUCAAGUCGCACUAAUGACUACCUCUGUGGAUGUGUUGGUGUCCAUCUGCGUGAUCUUCGCCAUGUCCUUCGUUCCUGCCAGCUUCGUGGUCUUCCUCAUUCAGGAGCGAGUGAAUAAGGCCAAGCACAUGCAGUUUAUCAGUGGAGUUCAACCGUACCUUUACUGGCAGGCCAACUUUCUCUGGGAUAUGUGCAAUUACGUUGUUCCCGCUACUCUAGUCAUCUUGAUCUUUGUCUGCUUCCAACAAAAAUCAUACGUGUCUGCCACCAACCUGCCCGUUCUUGCUCUUCUCCUGCUUCUCUAUGGAUUUUCCAUUACUCCUCUCAUGUACCCAGCGUCCUUCUUAUUCAAAAUCCCCAGCACAGCUUACGUGGUUCUCACAAGAGUCAACAUUCUCAUUGGGAUCAACGGCAGCAUCUCUACUUUCGUAAUGGAGCUGUUUGGAAAUAACGAGAUUGGUGGCAUUAAUGACAUCCUGAAGAACGUUUUAUUGAUCUUCCCCCAUUUUUGCCUCGGGCGAGGUCUCAUUGACAUGGUGAAGAACCAAGCCAUGGCUGACGCCAUGGAGAGAUUUGGUGAGGACCGUUUCCGUUCUCCGCUGGAGUGGGACAUGGUGGGCAAGAAUUUAUUUGCCAUGGCGGUUGAAGGAGUCGUCUUCUUCAUCUUCACUGUCCUCAUCCAAUACCGUUUCUUCUUUAAACCAAAGUCUUUUAGUGCCAAGCUGAGUCCGAUUGGAGAAGAAGAUGAGGAUGUUGCCAGAGAGAGGCAGAGGAUUGUCAGCGGAGCUGGUCAAGGAGACAUUCUGGAACUUCGACAACUCACUAAGGUGUAUAAGAGGAAGGAGAAACCUGCUGUGGAUCGUCUCUGUGUAGGCAUUCCUCCAGGAGAGUGUUUUGGUCUCCUCGGGGUCAACGGAGCUGGAAAAACAAGUACUUUUAAAAUGCUGACGGGUGAUUCUAUGGUCACUAAAGGUGAAGCUUUCUUAGCAGGGAAGAGUAUUCUCAGAGAAAUUGAUGAAGUUCAUCAGAAUAUGGGCUACUGCCCUCAGUUUGAUGCCAUUAAUGACCUCCUAACCGGACGAGAACACCUGGAAUUCUAUGCUAUUCUGCGUGGCGUACCCGAGGAGGAAGUUUGUGAGGUGGCCGAAUGGGGAAUCCGCAAACUGGGUCUCGUGAAGUAUGUGGACAAAAACGCCGGAAGCUACAGCGGUGGCAACAUGCGCAAACUCUCCACAGCCAUAUCUCUCAUAGGAGCUCCUCCAGUGGUCUUCCUGGAUGAGCCCACCACAGGCAUGGACCCCAAAGCCCGGCGGGCGUUGUGGGACUGCAUCCACAGUGUCAUCAAAGAGGGCCGCUCUGUUGUGCUUACCUCACAUAGCAUGGAGGAAUGUGAAGCUCUGUGCACUAGAAUGGCCAUCAUGGUGAAUGGCCGGUUCCGCUGUCUGGGCAGCGUCCAACACCUGAAGAACAGAUUUGGUGAUGGGUACACCAUCAUUCUGAGGGUCGCCGGUCCAGAUCCUGACCUUCAGCCUGUAAUGAAGUUUAUCGAGAGCGAGCUACCCGGCAGCACUUUGAAAGAGAAACAUCGAAACAUGCUCCAGUACCAGCUCUCCUCUUCCCUCACGUCCCUCGCUCACAUCUUCAGCAUCCUCGCUAAGAACAAAGAGUUUCUCAGGAUAGAAGAUUAUUCUGUGUCCCAGACCACUCUGGACCAGGUGUUUGUUAACUUUGCCAAAGACCAAAGUGACGAUCACUGCGACAACUCCAUUCGUCGUAAAGAGACGGGGGUUAACAUGGCAUUACUGAACCCACUGUCUCAUGUAGAGAAUAUGGAGAAGCCAAAAGAAAGCUUUGUGUGAGCUGGGAUUUCUCUUUACACUACAAGCUAAACUGGAGCCAAUGGAUUCCACACAUUUCACAAUGUUUUUGUGGCCUUUGUGCUGCACUCUGCCAGUCCGACCUCCAUCUGAAGAUAAAGUCCUUGGGUCAGCUGAGAGGCAGAGGCCGCAGCCAGGAUACUCAAUGCAAGGCAAUGCAGAAAAUAAUAGACUUCUUGAGUUUUUAGCAUGGCUGUGUGCGAGACACGCAGUGUUAAACUUGAAAACCUGCCAUUAUUUCUUUUGAUGCAAACUGCACACAGACUGUAUUUUGCGCAGUUGUUGGCAGAGAUGUGACCGAUGAUGAUUCAGGCCCAUGGGAAAAUGCCAAUGAUCAAGAAUUCAGGGUCAGUGUCUUUGUAUUUUAUUUUCUUAAGAUUAGAAAGCUGAAAAAUGUCAUGCUGAAGAAUCACAAUCAUUUGCGUGGCCCAGGGCUAAACUGCAAAUUGUACCAUGGUAAAUAGAUUUUGCUUGUUAUGUCUUUAUUUAUAAGUCAGAAGUUGUUUUAGAUGUUUUUAAAAGUGUUUUUAAAAAAGGGGCAUUAUUUAAUACUAUCAAAGAGUGCCUCGCUGCAAUCAGAAUCUAUGAGAGAAGUGAUUAUUGAUUUUAUAGGGUUUUUUAAUAAAAAAAAAGGUUUAGAUGAGUAAGCUUUACACACUAUGUAACAAAUACCUCGACUGACACUGUAUUACAUCGUAUUGGACACUCCAGAAGUCGUUGGAAGGAAAUUAAAGACGUGAUGUGCCUUCUUUAGAUAAAGCACACCUGGUAUGUCCUUCACACAGAUGAAGAACAAAGUCUUACUGGUCUUCCAGUGGCCAAAACCACGUUAAAAUCUUCAGAUCAAACCAGCCUGGCCAUUGGAAACCACCUUAGCCCGGAAUAAUGUUUUUCAACAGGACAGUAGAAUUCUGCCUUGAUCUUUUUUAUUUCCGCUGUGUUGUAAGAAGCCGUUCAGUACAGUAAGUGUGAUCUUUCCGUUAUUAUUUUGGAACAGGCAACAGUGAUGCCUUUUGUCCAAGCACUUUACUUGAUAUGUUAAUUGGAAUUAAUUUAAUUGGAAAAUGUAUUUUGCACUGGAUUUUCCACAGACAAAGUAUUGACGUUUUUCUUUCGACCUAAAUGACAGAACAAACCAAACCCUAAAAAGACAAAAGUCUUACAUUAAUAUUCAUUUCAUACCUGUUUACAUUUCAAAUGUUUGGCCGUGGGAUGUCUGUUACUCACCUUGUACACUUACUGUAUUUACUUACACAAUAAAAACAUGCCACUUCUACAAA
Messenger RNA from Triplophysa rosa, 8431 nucleotides. RefSeq names its product ATP-binding cassette, sub-family A (ABC1), member 1B (gene abca1b). Gene Ontology annotation, cellular component: membrane; intracellular membrane-bounded organelle. The record is from RefSeq and is a predicted model, not a curated record. Gene Ontology annotation, molecular function: ABC-type transporter activity; ATP hydrolysis activity; ATP binding. Gene Ontology annotation, biological process: transmembrane transport; lipid transport. Lineage: Eukaryota; Metazoa; Chordata; Actinopteri; Cypriniformes; Nemacheilidae. The transcript is spliced from 47 exons. The coding region runs from base 288 to 7133 and encodes 2281 amino acids.